AUGGGACAGUAUGCUUAUGCGUUCACUCAAAGUUUUCUUCUUUUGUACAACCUUGGAACGGAUAGUGUUUCCAUGCAACUCGGUAAUCUAACCUGGCCCGACAGCUCAUUUCUUCCACGUGCUGUUGAUAUUAAUCAAGAUCUGCUCGUUGUGGUACUUGGCUACGUGGGUAAUCCGAGCAGUAAAUUUACUCCAUGUGCUUAUCUACUGAGUAGAUCCGGUUCAAAUUGGACUGUAACAGACACAUGGGUAUACAUGCCACCGACGAAUAGCUCUUGGCAAGCAAGUCUUACAAAUUGGGAUGCCAAUACCUACUCGGCCAAAUACGAUAUGUCAGCGAGCUUCAACGACGCCAAAAGUCAAGUUCUGCUCGGCAUUCAAAUAACAAACACCUUUGUAUUACUCGAUAUUGAUCGAGCUUCUAAAAGGUUUCUCUUACCGUCUCAAUCACUGUCAAAUGGAAAAGCAAUAGGAACAGGCAAAACAGUCGGUUGGCUCAAUAGUGACGUCGCUCUUAUACUAGUAAAUACAUACUCUCUCAAUUAUAUUUGGUCAGCAUCACAAAUCAUUACGUACAAUUUGAGUGUUAACAGUACCUUCACCAUCGUAUCGAUUAUACCAAAUAGUCAACAAUUGCUAUCACCACAAUUUGGUCCUAUUCUAUUAGCACUUAUAGCUACGCCAAGUAGCAUCAUAUUAAUGUUAGAUUCAUCCGGUAACUUAUAUAUUCUUCUUCCAUCGCCUCCCGGUUCAUAUUCAGAUCCUAGCAAAGCAUCGGUUUCGUCAUUGCUACCGUGUAUUGGUGGUACUUACAGCUCUGAGCUUGACAUUCAACCUUGUUCGCUUUGCCCUCAAGGUUUCAGUACAUAUGGUUUAACUGGUCAAUUAUCCUGUGUAAUAUGUGUGACCGGUGCCUUUUGUCCACUAGGCUCAGCUUUUGGUAACAUCUCUUCAUCUUCUUCAGUUCUCACAAACAUCAAUCAAGCUCGUGCCUAUCCGUUGUCACCGACGUCAACUCGUUUUGAUACUAUUCUAAUGGAAAACAUGUUUGUUAUUACUACCACUUCGUCAACUACUUGUCUGGUUAUGUCACCAAUGUUUUUGGCAUCGAUGAUCAUGUUAUUAGGUGCUGCCGUCGCAGUUUUGAUAAUUAUUCUCAAAUACUGCGUCAGUAAUCCUCGAGGAAAGAAAACAGAACAACGUCUCGAACAUUUUUUCAAACAAACGGAUGUAAUUGGUGAAGGCGAGUUCUGGAUAGGUGGAAUAGUUAGUUUUGCCAUAAUUUUUAUAUGUAUAUGCGGUUAUAUAUUCAGUGGUACGUAUUAUAAGCGUUAUCCAAUUGAAAAUUCAAAUGCUGGUACUGUAUUUGGUUGUGAUCCUACCUUGACGAAUGCUCAAUUCACUUCUGGCUUGAUGUCUGUCAUGGUUUCUCCGAAUGAUGAUGAAGCACUAAUCUUUGAACUCCUCGACGCGCAAACAUUUAUAUUACAGGUUGACUUUGUCAAUACGCUCUAUACAUGCACAGAUUUGACUUUAGCACAAGUAAAAGAUAAAAUAUUGCCUCUAGCUUAUUCGUCUUGCAGUGACAAUAAUGGAAGCUUAUCACUUGCGGUUCAGCUGCCUUCUCAUGGUAUUAAUUUACAAUUUUUGCUUGCUGGUAUCAAUACUAUUGGUGGUAUUCGUCUGUACCUUGAAGGAGCAGGUACUGAAGAAGAGAAUACUACUCUUGAGACUCGCUACCAACUUGUCGACCUCAUGUUUGCUCAAGUAUUUUCCUCCCCUGGUAGUGUGCUGAUAGAACAGCCAUCGUUUACUAUGCAGCUUACAAAAGUGAUUAAUCGAACUUCUCCAUUUCAAGAGAAUGGUGAAAAAGUAUUGAGCGCUUCCUGGUUACCCUAUGUUUCUGCCGAUAUCAAUCAAGUAUUUGGGGACGAAAGUGAAUAUAUAUAUGCGACGAGUUCGAAUUCACUUAUUUCUCUGUCCAUAAGUGAAGGAGCAUUUUAUGUAUUAAACACACAACAGCCGAUUGUCGAUGAGGCUGAACUCAUUUUCACUGAUAUGCUAUUCACGAUUACAUGUAUCGAAAUAUUUGGUUUCAUCUUUCUCAUAUUCAAACUUUUGACUAUUCCAUGUAGCAAAUUUCUUUUAAAAUGUUAUUUACGGAAUACAGCAUCUGAUAAAUUACUAUUCACGGGCGAUGAGAGAAAAAUGUCAGUAUUUCGGUUUUGA
Rotaria socialis is the source of this 2229-nucleotide messenger RNA. The record is from the annotation of a GenBank genome assembly. NCBI's taxonomy places the organism in Eukaryota, Metazoa, Rotifera, Eurotatoria, Philodinida, Philodinidae.